CGCAGACCUCAACUUAUGGCAAACAGGGAAAGGCAUGUCAGCACAGGAAGGAGGUUGACGUGAUUUCCGCAGGCUUUGGACCGGGGAAAGUUGUUUCCUGAAGUUGUCACUGUAGAUCAUUUUCCACCCCGAAGUCUUGCUACAUGUGUGACAUGAUGUGGACAGGUGUGUCUGAUAUCUGAUCCAUACUCAGAGCUGUUUGCCACGGAGAAGAUGAGCUCCGUGCAAGAAGACACAGAGGAGAGCCUGGAAGCCCUGCUGGCUGAUUGCAGAGCUCAGGUCGAGCAUUGGCAGGGUGUGGCGACAAUCUGUGAGCUGAGCAAACAGGAGGAACUGGCAGAGCUGCAAAAACAAUGCGAUCAGGAGAUCCAGUCUUUACAGGAGGCUCUCAGAGAGACAGCAGCACAGUAUGAGGCCAGGAUAGCUGUUCUUCAGUCUCAGCCUGUGCAGUGGAGGAGAGCCAGUACACCGAGUCUGAUCAGUGGUAGAAAAGGCAGGAUGAAUGCAGAAGUCUCCGGUAAAGAUUCCCAGACAUCGAUCACCAACAACCUGACAGAGGUAGAGGCGGCGGAAUCAGCAGACAGGACGCACAGCCAGUCAGCCGAGCCUGAGGCAGUGGCAGAGGGAGAAGGGGGUCCACUUCCGACAGAAGGAUAUUUUUCAUUGCGGAACUGUGACUCGGCCUCGUUGUCCUCCUUCUCCUUAGACACGCCCUCCCUGCCCAGAAAACCUCAUGCUCAAGAUGACACGGACUCACUGGUGUCCACAGGAACUUUGGUGCCUGAGGCCAUUUACCUGCCGCCAGCUGGACACCGGCUGGUCACACAUAAUGACUGGGAUGCACUCAAUGCUCAGGUGUCAGAACUGCAAGGGCAGGUGAGUCGGCUGCAGGCUGAGAAGGAGGAGCUGGAGAAAGAAUUAGACACACAGACCAACCGCACACACAAACAGGUAACAAUGCUCCAGUCUCAGGUGCAGACUUCAGAGGCCCUCCUCCAGGAUUUGCAGAAAUCUUUUAGCCAAUCACAGAAUGCCGUCCAGAGUCGGCUGGCAGAGUUGUCUCUUUCUCAGAGGCAGGUGUGCAACGAGCUGUCGAGACUGAAAGGGGACGAGGUGGAGAAUGAGGUACCAGACUCCUGCUCCACAUUCCCAGCAACACUGCAGGGGGCGCACUCUGAGGAGCGCCUUCGCAUUGAGAUUGUCAACCUGAGGGAGCAGCUGGGUACUCGGACAGAGGAGAACGAGAUUUUAGAAGUGCAGUUUUGCAGUCUGAAGACGGAGACGGAGAGGAUCCAGGCUCAGAAAGACCAGUUACAGGCUGAGCUGCUUGCCUGCCGCGCUGAACUUGAAGCCCUGCGGGUGGCACUCUCUCAUGUACAGAGCACCAACAAGACCCUGACCAAUGACAAAGCAUCACUGAAGCAGCAGUGUCUGGAGCUGCGAAGCCAAGCGAUCAGCAUGCGCUCCCAGGUUGAGACCAGCCAGACCGUACAGAGGGACUUUGUCCAGCUCUCCCAGUCGCUACAGGUGAAGCUGGAGUUGGUUCGGCAGGCCAAGAGUCUGGAACAAGUCAAGGAGAUCCUGGAGGAGGAAAGGAGUAAAGCUGCUUCAUCGCGCGAGGAGGCGUCGCCAUGAGUUUUAGUAAGUCACACUGGAACCAAAGACAAGAUGAACCAUCCCAAGGACCAACGAAUGAACACUGUGGUAGAGUGAUCACUGGGAAUAUCACAGCUGGUGCUCUUAGUGCUGUGACACUGGAGACAUUCCUCAGCAGAGACGUUUUGUUUUGGAGAUGACAGCUUGGUGUCACUGACCACACUGAUCUCUGAUGAACCAGUUUUCUUACACUCCUUUUCUUACAUCUGGUAGCAUUUUUAUUUCUUCACUAAAACACAUGUAUUCUAUUUAUAAAACUGGCAUGCCUUCAGCAAAACACUCAACAUUGCAACACUUUAUUUUGCACCAUGUCAGUGAUUAAUAUGCAAACUACAUGAUCAUUUUCCCAUGCAAACGUUUUAUUUGCAUCUUCUUUGAGUUCUAAAAGCAAUGGCUCACAGUGCAAUAAUGAAGUAAUACAAAAUACUCUUAACUAUGUCAGAUGUCAUUUUUAUUUUGUAUUACUUUACAGUUUUUUCUUUUAGCGUAGUAUUAACUAUUCCAGAUCUGAGUUUCACCACAACACCUUAUAGAUUUAAGCAAGUUUAUGAUAGUGGAUUAGCAAAGAAGUAAAAAUCAAUGUUGUUUUUCCAUUGUUUGUGAUAACAUGGUGAAAACUGUUACAUAUUAUUCUUCAACCUUUGAGUUCAUAAUUAAAUACUAUGAUAGUUUCUCAACCUUUGGCUCAGAACUCCAUCCAGGGUUGCUUAAUGUGUAAGCAGGGUCACUGUAAAUUUCUAAGACUAGUAAACAACGAUACACAGCAUAAUGGCCAUAAAAGGUUGAAAAACCCUGAAUAAUCUAACACAGAUGCCAAGAGUUAACUUCAUAUACACAUAAUACUCUAGUGUUUGACGUGUUCAGUUUUAAUCAUACAACAGUCAGAAAUCACUCAACAUUAAUAUAUUUACAAUUAUUUGGCAGUGGACUAGCUAGAUACAGAAGAGCUUCUGUUUGAGCAGAUGUUUAAUGUCAGUACCACAGGAUUGCCACUGACCGUGUAACUAACCCUGUUAAUGUCAUGAGAUUAUACUAAACAGCUAAUAACAAAACUGACAUCCAACUUGGACAGUUUCUUUAAUACAUACCUUUAUUCUUUAAGAAUACAACCAACACAAUAGUUACCUAUAUAUUAAUUUCAGUACAUACACAAAAAAAUAUUUUGCAGCAUUUUUUUUUUGGUGCAUUUUCUAUGGCAGCGUAUUCCUGCAACCCUGAUAAAUGUUUUUCUUUAUAACGAGAUACUGUAUUUUCUCAUAAUGAUAACUUCAGUGAAAUAUAGUUUCAAAUUUAUGAAACAUCUAAUGUUACAACGCUCUAGAAAGGAUCAUAUCACUUCUCCUCCCUUAUGCGAGAUGUCAGUGAGUAACAGCAGCACACAGACCAACUUU
Monopterus albus (swamp eel) is the source of this 3047-nucleotide messenger RNA. It is a transcript of the gene rabep2, whose product is annotated as rabaptin, RAB GTPase binding effector protein 2. The transcript has 12 exons. Gene Ontology annotation, biological process: endocytosis. Gene Ontology annotation, cellular component: intracellular membrane-bounded organelle. Gene Ontology annotation, molecular function: growth factor activity; GTPase activator activity. NCBI's taxonomy places the organism in Eukaryota, Metazoa, Chordata, Actinopteri, Synbranchiformes, Synbranchidae. The coding region runs from base 214 to 1635 and encodes 473 amino acids. The record is from RefSeq and is a predicted model, not a curated record.